Molecule: messenger RNA, 3306 nt
Organism: Pelmatolapia mariae (spotted tilapia)
Lineage: Eukaryota; Metazoa; Chordata; Actinopteri; Cichliformes; Cichlidae
Gene: arhgef16
Product: Rho guanine nucleotide exchange factor (GEF) 16
Exons: 15
Coding region: 341-2446 (701 amino acids)
Biological process (GO): activation of GTPase activity
Molecular function (GO): protein binding; guanyl-nucleotide exchange factor activity
Source: RefSeq, a predicted model, not a curated record
GAAGCUUUCUCGCGAGCUGUGUCCCGCUUUCAUCGAAACGGUCGCUUAUUAAUGAUUGAUUGACGCUCACCUGUAGUGACGUAAAGGGUUUGCUUUAAUGGGCGCCUGCAAACAGAGGAGGAAGUGGGCGAGUAAAGACGGAGAAUGUGACAGAAAGCGGCGGAGGAGUACAGCUGCUGCUCAAUAAAAGCUGCACUCUUUCUGCGCGUCGGACAGCAGCUCCGAGAGCACCGGCGGACUGACCCGUGCUGUCAGCGAGUAAACGAGGCUGCUGUCAGAAGCUCUGCUCACUCAGUUGCUGAAGAGCCCAGACCAGCCAACAUUAGGACAGGAGGACGCCAUGUCUCAGAGCCAGUCAGAGGACUGCCAGGUUCCUCAGAUCGUGGAGAAUCAGUUCGCCACAGAACUCCAUAUAUACGAGUCGGGUGAUGAGUGCCCUUCGCCAGGCUCUGCAACACCCGAGCCUGAAGCAUCCACACCAAAGGAGCAAGCGGAGGAUGUGGAUGAGGAUAAAGUGGACAGGCUUGUGGUGCCUCAGCAGCUGAGCACAACAAGUCCUGCUGCACUGAAGGUUGGCAAGGAGCAAAUGAUCCCCAAGAAGUUAGCAGUGUCCAGCCGGCCUAAAAACCGACACCACACCACCGUGGUGACAUUCCCGGUGGGACUGGAGAACUCCAGCAGUGCGAACCAAAGCCGUCGCUCAACCCCAAGGUCGGAUUUGUCCUGGGACGAUUACGACAGUGAUGGAGAUGGUUCUGGUAUUAGGAGGAACCGCAGGAACCAGUCAUACAGAGCGGCAAUAAUUAGCUUGAAUUUUGAAACCUUGGCGACAGAACAAGCAACUGCAACCGAACUGAAACCUGUUAGAGAGGGCAGAGCACCCAGUCCUGCUCCAAUUCGCACCCAUGGACGUAAGGGAACCCUGGGGAGAAAGAGGAACCAGAGACAACGUGGAUCAUUCAAAGAUGCUACACCGCACCUCUACCAGGAAAUCCGUGAGCGGGGGCUGCAGUCCACCAACCAAGAUGAGUCCCUUGAUGAGUCUGUGGUGGCAGAGCCUGCUGCAAAUGAUCAGGGCAUUGUGAUAAAGAGCUACCGACCAACCCAGCUCACCUGGAGCCAGCUGGUGAAGGACACCGGUAUUCUGGACUCAGUCACACCUCAGGAGCGAAAGCGACAGGAGGCCAUUUUUGAGAUCAUCACCUCAGAGCAUUCAUACCUGCACAGCCUGGGUAUCCUGGUACGCAACUUCAAGGAAAGCGAAACACUGAGGAAGACAAUGACGGCCACAGAGCACCACCACCUAUUCUCCAAUAUUGCCGUCAUCCGUGACGUUAGUCAAAGGUUUUUUGAGGACCUUGAACAACGUCACUCUGACAACCCAGUGAUCAUGGACAUUAGCGACAUUGUUCAGACCCACGCUGCUAACCACUUUGAGCCGUACAUUAGCUACUGCUCCAACGAGACCUUUCAGCAGAGGACCCUGCAGAAGUUAUUGUCAAGUAACAGUGCGUUCAAGGAGAUCCUGAAGAAAAUCGAAAUGAACAGUGAAUGCAGAGGUCUCCCCAUGCUCUCCUUUCUCAUCCUUCCCAUGCAGCGAGUAACCAGACUGCCACUACUGCUGGAUACAAUCAGCCAGAAAACUACACAAGGAACAGCGCAGUACUUUGCUGCUAUGUGGGCAUUGAACUCCAUCAACAAGCUGGUCACUAGCUGCAAUGAUGGAGCUAGACGGAUGGAGCGAACUGAGCAGAUGUACACCAUCGAGAAACAAAUGGAUUUUGGUAAAAUCAAGGCAUUCCCACUGGUGUCAUCAUCGCGGUGGCUGAAGAAGCGCGGUGAGCUGCGCCUCUCACUUGAAGAGUUCAGCAUAUGGAAGGCUUUCAGCACCAGAAGCUACUACCUGUUUGUCUUCAGCGAUGUACUAAUUGUCACCAAGAAGAAGAGUGAAGAGAGUUUUGUGGUGUUGGAUUACGCUACUUUAGAGAAUAUUGAGGUGGAAAUGGGUGAGGACGGAGAGAAAAGGGUGCCUACGUCUCCCAAGAACAACUCCAGCUACCUUUCUUUUAGACUACUGAUGAGCAAGAACAGUGAAGGGAGAACAGAGCAAAUCUCCCUACUGGCUGAGUCCAGGGUGGACCGGGAACGAUGGAUAGUUGCUCUUACAGAACACAAGGAGACAGCUGGCUCCAAUAAUACUGAUGGUCUGCCACAGUAUGAGGCCACCAAAUCCUACAUGCCAAAGGAGCCAGAUGAACUGGGCCUGAAAGAGGCCGAGCUUGUCAUUGUCCUACAAAAACAAGAGGGAUGGUGCUAUGGGGAGAGAAUGCGAGAUGGAGUGAGGGGCUGGUUUCCUGAUAGCUGUGCCACAGAGAUCACCAAUCCUGACGCCAUAGAGAGCAACGUACAGCGUAUGAAGCGUUUGCGCAAAGAGACCAACGUCUGAGACAUUGCACUGCUGAUGAAUCGUACUAAACAUAAACUAUCAAUUAUAGUAGAUGUGGUCCAGCAGUCCAUUACCAACAGACUGAAAAACAUUGACUGGGCACAGAGAAAACCAUAACCAAUCAUUAAUGCUAUGCUCUGGUCUCAGAUGCGAUGAUUCAGGUUCCUAUUUCUACCUUGUGCCUUCCAUUUCUACCAUCAGGCUAUCAAAACACAUUAUUUGAAACUGUGUCGAUCUCUUUCAGGAACAAUUGAACAGUAAGGAUUUUUGUCCACCUGUAUGAAUAUGCAGCACAAAGGCUUCCUGGCGAAGUGUACAGUUUAGUCACUUUGUACAGCUCACUCCAGCCAUAUUCUGUUUAGCUGGUUUUUAAGCUGCAUUUUAAUUUACUUGCUGCAGUAAAAUGAUCUUUAGAUGUAGAACACAUUUGUGGAUAAAUACUGGUACUACACUGUCAAUGUAUAAAAUGUUUUAAAGGGUUUUAUUACUGUGCUGUGAAAAAGUGACCAAAGUUCUGAUUAAACAUUUACCACUGUAAAUAUAGUUGAUGAUAACCACACCAUUGCUCAAGUCCCUCAUCUUUAUAUGAAGUGGGGAAUAAAAACAAAACCUUAAACUGUGUCUUCUGUAAAUGAAAGAUUAGAAUGUGUCUUUUUCCAUAUCCUGUAUACUUGAAAUAAAAACAGCCACCACUCCAAACAUUUUUCCUGGGUUCUGGACUUUUAUUUGAGCUUGCAUUUUGUUAAAAUGUUUGAAUACAUAAAAAGUUAUUUAAAAAUGUCAAACUGACCAGAUAUCAAAUUCCAUUUUAUCUUUAAAAACCAUUUGGUGUAAAAACUUAGGACAGAUUUAGAAAAACA